Penicillium waksmanii is the source of this 1122-nucleotide messenger RNA. Its product is annotated as SDR family oxidoreductase. Gene Ontology annotation, molecular function: oxidoreductase activity, acting on the CH-OH group of donors, NAD or NADP as acceptor. The transcript has 2 exons. The coding region runs from base 1 to 1122 and encodes 373 amino acids. NCBI's taxonomy places the organism in Eukaryota, Fungi, Ascomycota, Eurotiomycetes, Eurotiales, Aspergillaceae. The record is from RefSeq and is a predicted model, not a curated record.
AUGUCUACGCCGAAGGUCAUCACGACGAGCUCGGUGCUCCCGGCCUCCUCGCCGCAGAAAUCCUGGUCUCACCACCUUACCAUUGAUACCCUCUACCGCGUCCUCCAACGAACCCUCCUCUCCCCCUUCAUCGCCUGGAUCGUCGUCCUUUGUCUCCGCGCCCAGGUUACACCACCCACGGCGCCGGCCUUUGUAGGCGCGGUCGCAUACGCGGUCUUCCUAUCUGCGCUCUUCGUUGCGCAGACCAUCAAUCACCGUGUUGCGCAUGGUCUUCCGCGGACGGUGGAUUCGGAUCAAGAGGUUGUGCUUAUCACGGGCGGGGCUAGUGGGUUGGGGCUGUUGAUUGCGCAGAGUUAUGCGAUGAAGGGGGGUGCGGUGGCUGUUUUGGAUAUUCGGGAGUUUGGUGGGAUUGAUGAACAGGAAGGUGUUUUGGGUGAAGGGGUUUGUUAUUAUCGGUGCGAUGUUGGGGUGAGGAAGGAGGUGGAGGAUGUUAAGAAGAGAGUUGAGAAGGAGUUGGGUACCCCGACUAUUGUUAUCAAUUGCGCUGCGGCAAGAAUCAACGGUGCUGCGCUCUUGGAUCUGCCCGUGGAUGCGUUUGAGAAGACGAUGCGCACCAACCUUAUGGCCGCAUUUCAUCUGUAUCAAGUUUUUCUGCCGGGGAUCAUAGCCGAGGCCGAGAAUGGAGGGACCAUUGUGACCAUCAGCUCGGUGCUAGGCCAGUUGUCUCCAGCAGGCUUGACCGAUUACUCGGCAAGCAAGGCUGGCCUCAGCGCGCUGCACCGAACUAUGGAAUCAGAGCUCCGUGAGCAUGAGCAAAUAAAAAUGUUACUGGUAGAGACGGGGCAGAUGGCCACGCCGUUAUUUGACUGGGUCCGGACACCAAGCCACUUUUUUGCUCCAGUCCUGCAGCCCGUGGAAGUGGCUCGUAAAAUUGUUGCUGCGAUCGACAGCGGGCAUGGUGGGGUGCUUAGAUUGCCAGCCUUUGCAAAACUGGUGAAUCUUUACGCCAUCUUGCCAGGUGCCAUACAGCAGGUGGCUCGUUAUGUGAGCGGUAUUGACAGUGCUGUGGCAUCGGGGAAUCGUAAUGACCAUAGAGUGGCGAAGAAGCGUCGAGUGGAUUGA